AUGGCGACUGCCAAGGGGAUACCAAUUCCCAGUCCAACUUUUGCUCCAGUGCUUAGGCCGUCAUUAUCGACAGAAGCACUUGUGGCUGCAUCUAGAGGAGGUGCUUCUGCACACUGCCAACUCCACUUCCAGGUCGAGGAUCAUAGGCAUUCACUAUACGAUGAAUCCGGGUCAACCGAUCUUGAUGCCAUGACUAAUGCUCCAGUGCCUGUGGACGACGACCUUGCUGCGUUCAUGGCCGAGAGUGCGGUUAUGCUUGUCAACGGAAAUCCUCAAGACCAUGAUAUACUCACGGAUGCAGAGAAUUUGCAGUCACAGGAUCCACAACUUGAGAUGGUUCAAUCCAUACCCGAUGAGCAUUUCAAGCACCCUGCAGGGUCUCGAACCAUGUCCCUGGAAGCCUUGUAUAAUCUCCAUUUAGGAAGUCCGCUAUCACUGUUUGCGGGAAAUGGAUUCAAUCUCGACCUCUGGUUGCAGACGAAUAAUAUUUACAAUCGAAUCUUUGCCGUGUCCCCCAGAGAUGCGUCUGAGGCGAGAAUCUCAGAUCGUGGCGUUAUCUUCAAGGCGUUCGAACUCGGCUGGGAUUUCCUGAGCCAUAAGGAGCAAAAUAAUCCUGUGAUACAAAUCUUGCGAUGCUACGAUAAUCUCGUCUCGAAAUGUCUCGACCGGGUCAAUCGGCUAGCUAUUGCUUACAAGAAUCAUCUUCUAAUUCAGUACUUCCUGAACCAAGAUUUUAGAGUUCUAGAACGCAUGCCGGCUUGGCAAAGGCCUGGGGGCACUAAAAGAGACAAGAAAUACCCGAUUUUGAUCGACUUUUUUGCCUGGCCGGGACUGCGAGAAACGCUUAUUCGAGGAAGUCUCCGUCUCGACGGCUCGAAGUUUUCCGCCGCCUACAUGCGGGACUUUCGCUUCUCCUGGCCGUUCUCGCUUGAGGACACAUAUGAAUACUUUCCCGCCACGGACACGUAUGUCGCAAGCCCUCUAUUCGAGCGGUAUCACCGCGACCUCAAAUUUUGGACGAUGGAGGAGAGUUUCUUCUUGGAAUUCCCUGAGUUUACUGGUGCUAUGAGUGCCUCGAAUAGCCGGCCACCCAGUGAUUCACUUGGCGGCGCUUCCGCUUUUGAAACAACGUGGCUGCCAACAUUGACGACCUAA
Exophiala bonariae is the source of this 1155-nucleotide messenger RNA. RefSeq lists its product as uncharacterized. The record is from RefSeq and is a predicted model, not a curated record. The transcript is spliced from 4 exons. Lineage: Eukaryota; Fungi; Ascomycota; Eurotiomycetes; Chaetothyriales; Herpotrichiellaceae. Bases 1 to 1155 code for a protein of 384 amino acids.